Molecule: messenger RNA, 720 nt
Organism: Botrytis sinoallii
Lineage: Eukaryota; Fungi; Ascomycota; Leotiomycetes; Helotiales; Sclerotiniaceae
Exons: 3
Coding region: 1-720 (239 amino acids)
Source: RefSeq, a predicted model, not a curated record
AUGUUGCGCCUUCGCAAUCAAGAGCAAGAAACCGAAAAAGAACACGCGGCUUUCAGAGAGCGCAUGCAAUUUCAGUCGGCCGACUUUCAUCAAUUUCUCGCGGAAACAGCUAGAACCUCUCCAAAAGUCGCGGUGCCUUCUCCAGCUUGGGAAAGCAUCCCCUUUCCUAUCCCUGUAAGAACCCCUACCAUUGUCGAGGAACCUGAUAAUCAGCAUUCCGAGAUGAAUGCCAGUUUCGAUGAGAUUCAAGAAGUUCCUCGUCGUCAAGCCACUCCAAUGGACUUUGGACUUGGUAGUCAACAGAAUCAAGCAACUCUUGACGUUCCAACUUUUAGCUUUGACCGUCCAUCUUUCGAUGACAACAUCAGAAGCAUUGAGCUGCAGUCAUUCCCAGAAAGUGAGCUUCGUACCAACGCUGAACAUGCUGCCGGUGACCGAGAGGCAAUGAUUACUGUUGGUGCAGUCUUUGAACUUCUACGCAAUCCGUCGGAUGUUCGUUAUCCUUUUGCCAGAGCUUCUAACAUGGCUGCUGUUCAAAACACUCCCCACUCCGACUAUAACCGCUCCGGUACUCACGUUGAUACUUUGGGCGGAUACGACGAUGGAUCUUUCAACCAAGCUGGUGUUGGUGCUAAGGAUGAAAAGGAAGACAGAAACUGCUUGUUUUUGCCGUUUGGAUGGAUCAAACGCAAGCUUAGUAACAUCCGUCACCUACUCUGA